AUGGCCACAUGUUGGAUCUGCUCUGCCCCAACAAGUCAAUUUAUUGCAGAAUACGAGGCUAUAACCCCUUUCAACAGGAACCCCACACAGACCCCUGGGCAGGCAACAGCACAAUGGGUUGUGCAACCAGAAAAUCUAAGCCAGACAAGCAAAAACAAAAAAAAAGAGCAGGAAUAUUGGGGACCUCUGACGACAGGCUCAAAGCGCCAUGGAUCCCAAGAUGACGCCUUUGCAGAUAAUGCCUCUGAUAUCGGAGAUGAUUUCUCGGACGGCGCAGUGGAGCAUCACGUACCCACACUAGCAGCCUCCAAGCCGUCACACUUACCACCAGACUCAGCCCCAGUCACAGCGGCAGUCCUGAAAGAACUGCUGGUGGGCCUUCAACACACGCUAAAAGCCAACAAGGCCCAAAUCUGCCAAGACCUGAGAGGCCUGACAGGCAGCAUGGGCACACUGGAACAAGACACUUGCCAAAAUGCUCAGCAAACACUGCUUCUGCAGCAAACCAUACAAGAGCUGAAACAGCAAUAA
Pelobates cultripes (western spadefoot toad) is the source of this 531-nucleotide messenger RNA. NCBI's taxonomy places the organism in Eukaryota, Metazoa, Chordata, Amphibia, Anura, Pelobatidae. The record is from the annotation of a GenBank genome assembly.